Molecule: messenger RNA, 5301 nt
Organism: Mizuhopecten yessoensis (Yesso scallop)
Lineage: Eukaryota; Metazoa; Mollusca; Bivalvia; Pectinida; Pectinidae
Exons: 9
Coding region: 453-4895 (1480 amino acids)
Source: RefSeq, a predicted model, not a curated record
UCAAAUUUUCUGUCUGGCGUACAGUCACCGCCUGACGCACAGUCACAUCGCCUUACCAUUAAUUUAAGCAGGCAGGCGCCAGGCACGGAACGAAAGGCCCAGUGCUUCGAUUUUCUGUACUACUUAUGAUCAGAUAAACACUCGAUGUCGGCUCUGUCUGUCUGAUGCUCACUUCACAAUAUUGGCUAACUUGGUUGUUGGCAGUUUAUUAGUCUCAAAUCUAUUUGUCUGUAUUAAAAUUUUCAUGUGGCAAACGCGAGAGUCGGGGCGACAUCGGGAUAGGCAAUUUCACCGGAACAGUUACGUAUCGGGACAGCGGAGAAGCAUGGGCAGCUUCACACAGCAUUUAUGAUAAGGAUGUUCAGUAUGUAGGAGUUCAUGGAAUACACUAAAGAAACAAAGACAUCCACAGUUCGUGGAACAUUCUGAAUUAAGACAGAGAAUAUAGAAUCAUGAAGGCAGACAGGGAUGCUGGCACUCACAAAAUCUUCACUCCCUGGCGACUGGACCAGUACAGCUCCUCAGCCCCGGACAAACCUGAUGUCACAGAGGAGAACAGUUAUGAAGGUCAAGAUCAUGUGAGUCAGAAUAAGUGUGAAAGCAAGAUUGAAAAUAAACCUUUGUUCAGUCCAUGGGCUCAAGAAAAGUACAACAAUCUUACCAUUAAUCAGAGCUUACUAAGCAGUGCCCAAAGCUCAGAUGGAUCUGGUGACAACUGUGAUAAAGUCUCAUCAAAGGGGGAGAACUCUACUUGUGAUGGACCUACUGGUGAAAGUGAUAAAGACAUUAUUACGAGGGUGCAGCAAGAUGUCAGAGAAUCAGACAUAAAGACAGAUAAAUCCUUUCAAAAUGGAAAAGAAUUCAAAAGUAGUACUUCUAGUGAUACAUACAGGAAAGAACAGCAAAAUGACAUUCAAAAUAGGGUUCAAGGUCAUAAGGAAAUGGCCUUGAACUCUGGGAAAGUUUGUUCAUUGUGGAAUUACAAAAGCAUGAGUGAAAAUGCUUUAUGUUCAUCAACAAGUCAGGGUCAUGAAUCAGACAGACUUAUUCACCAUAGGGACCCUAGUGCUACAAAUAUCUUUUCCAGAAAGUCAAGAAAGUGUUCUGUGGAAUCAUCAGAUUCAAGUACAGAAAACAAGGAGAACUUCACAUCCAACUCCCAGGUCAUUGAUCUCAAAGAUAAAAGCCCCCAGCGGAGUUUUAACAAUGGUGAGGAUUCUAAGACAGAUACGUUCGAGUCCCAGACUAAAUUGUCUCAAGUAUCACAUGUAUUACAUAACUCUAUGGAGAACUUAAUGCAGUAUGCUGAGGUGUUGUAUAAAUGUAAACUGUGCACAACACUGCCCUCUAUACUGACGUCACGCGACAGCUUCCUGUCACAUGUUAGUGAAGAGCACCUGCCCAACAAUGACCAGCUCAAGGAGUGUAGACAUUGUUGUCUGCGGUUUGGUACUGUGGAGGACCUUCGCACUCAUGUAUCCUCGGAACAUACUAAUACAUACAAUGAAAAUGAAAAACCACAAGAUAAAAUCAGUAAAAAAUGCCAAAAGAUUCCAAAUCGGAUACCCCCAGCGUUUAAGUCCAGAUCUCAUGAUAAUUUCAAAAGUCAAAAGAGGUCACCAACUUUUUUGAGGUCAGAUUCAGAUGACUUGGAAAUAGGGAGUCAGAAGUUGGUCGAAGAUGUUAAUGUAACCGAUGACCAAGAAACGGCGCCCCAUCCACCGAAAUUGGUGAUUACCCAUGGAGUGGAGCGCAGUGUACAUCUGGCUCCAACCCAAAACAUGACACACCUCCAGAAGCUUACUGAUCAGAUCCUCGCCUCAAACAAACCAGACAAGGACGGUUCACAGCGUCUCAGUCCACUUACGAACCCCAUCAUAAUGGCGCCCUGCUACACAGCUGAAUUCGGCCAGUUCACAAAGCUAGUCAGAGAGGGAGGCAACAUUGUUUAUUUCUGUCAACUGUGCAAUUGGAAGUCACAGGUAAAAAUGCAAUUCCAAACCCAUUGUUCAAGCUCAAGUCACACAAGCAAGUUGAAGGCUGCAGACCACACCGAACCUGAUGAUCAGCCAGUAGUAGCCAUGUCAACAGACAAUAACGGUCAAAGUUUGAAGCCGGAAAAGAAGUCAACUGAGUAUAAAGAACCUGUUGGAUGGACACCAAGGGGACACCUGUCCUUUCUUACUGAAACUUCUGGGUUUCAUAUAGGAAAUUCACUGACUAAGAUGGACAAAGAAUAUGGCAAUUCAAAAGGAAAUAAAAAUAAUCAGGUGUCCAUAACAAAUGAAGAAAAACAGAAAGACAAAAUGUAUUCAAUGAACAAAAUACAGGAUGCAAAAUUUGAGAAAAAAACUGAUGAUAAGAUGGAAGUGUUAGAGGAGGAUGAGAGCGGCGAGAAGGAAGGGAUGGUUGAUGACAAGGCAGACAAAGAAGAUGAUAAGGAUCCAAAGGAGGACAAAGAGAUGGUGAGGGUAAAACAAAACAAAAGAAAGCGAGCAGCCUCAGUUGUGUUAAGAAACCAGGCAGAUUGUGAGGAGGGCUGGGGUUCAGAUGAGUGCGACAAUGACAGUGAUGUCUCGGGAAGCCCUGGCAGGUCUGGGAAUGGUGGCAAAAGACGACUCCUAGGAAAAACCAGAGGCUUAGGUGGAGGACGACAUUGCCCUCAUAGUUCAAGGAGGGAAGGUGACCAGUCUUUCCCUGGAGGUCAAGCAAAGGAAGGGGGUCAAGGAAAGGAAGGGGAAGGGUUUUACCCUCGAGGAUCAUCAUGGGUGAGAAGGGAUGAGUCAUGGAGUCCACACACUGACGACAGGUCAGUGCCAUGUGCUAGGUCUCCCAAACCCUUGGGACCAGGUUCCCGCCCAACCGCUCCCCCUGUGGUGAAUAUGUACCCAGAUCAUGCCCAACCCCUAAAGUAUGCCCCAGGGGUACGGGAAGAAGAGAUGGAAAAAACAGCUUCAAUGAUACGUCAGUACUUUGAAUCACAGCUCGGCUUUAGGGGACUUGACCAGCCAAUCAAAUGUCCCACAGCUACGGACUGGCCAAUACCACCACAGACAUCCAAUAGGAAUGGGGAACACAGCUCCUCUGCUCUGGGGUCUGCCUACUGUUCGCGGGACCCAGUGUAUAUGUACAACUGUUCACUGUGUGAUUUUGGCUGUGCAGAUAUGUCAGAGUACAGACUACAUUUUGAUACUGAGCAUGGGCAGGUUCCUGACCUUGACUCGGGAGAUGCAGUGUCUGAUGGACGUGGGGAAUCAUGGAAGAUGUGGAAGAUAAAAGAAAUAUUACCAGAUUUGAUCUGUGUAUACCCACGAGGUAAUGUGUCGCGUGACUUGCUCCUCCAGAAGAUCAGUGUCAUUCUAAGUCUACCCGAGGCCACACAGUGGGGACCUGCAUGUAACAAAGCUGUCAGGGAACAGUUCCCCCACAGUCUGGCCCAGCGAAAGGGGAAGUACAAAAAGACCUUCUUCUUCGGUGUGGCCCUCAAUGAGCAUGUGCAGGAGCAGGAGGAAGUGAGCGAUAGUGAGUGUGUGACGUACCAACCACUGCGGGACAUGUCACAGGACAUGGAGAAAAUCCUCGGCCAUCUUCACUCACUAGUACAAUGGACAGGAGAUCUGGAGUCUGGGGUGUCACGAGACGAGAUACUGGAGUUAUUGAAGGGUCGUAUUGAAGAACCGGAUGUACAGCACUGGGGUGUGCAAUGUAACCGUGCCAUCCGCGUCCUCUUUCCAAAUGUGGAAAUGAAGCGCAAAGGAAAAUACAAAACUACAGUGUUCUUUGGGGUGGACUUCAGGCAAGACGUACACAAACAGGCAUUUCUACCCAACAAAAGAGGAAGGCCUCGCAAGUUUCCUUACUUUGAUCCAGCACAGCAGCUGGACCAGCCAAGCAUGACGUGGUUAGAGGCACUGAGGUCAAGUCAGGAGGAGCUGUAUCAAGAUGGCAGUUCAGAAGGGCCACGACCAGAUAGAGGCGCCACCAUUACCAGGGGAUGGGGACCCGGUUUAGGGGACAAGGACUAUGAUAAAGACAAAACAACAUCUGUUGACAGGUCUGAUGAUGGAGAGUGGCCAUCUGCUGACAAGUUUGGAGAGUAUUCCCCAUUUCUUCGCUACCGAAAACAAGACGAGCGCGGAGGACUUGAUUUAAGCCUUGGUGACAAACAUGAAUAUUCAUCACAGAGAACAAAACAUGAUUCAUUCCUGUCACUAUGUGAUCAGCCCAGUCCAUGGAGUGUUCCUCCUGUAGUUGAUAACCUCCACAAGUCAAGGGUGUUUGGAGGCGAGCUCAGGGACGGUCUUAUUCGCUCCCUGCUACAGCCUCUACCCCCCUCCUCUCUCCCACCUCCCUGUCACUUAGAUCCUGCUCUUCUCUGUCGUUUCCGAACAUGGCAACGCUCGCCAAGUGAGAAUGGGGAGGAGCCUGGAGAAGAUGAGGAGGAAAAUAAUGCUGCAGAUGGCGAUGACGAGGAUAGCAAUGCAUCUAUGUCUAGUCUAGUUGAAAGUAGGUCGCAGAGACAUGAGAGAUCACAGAGGUUAAAACACAGAAGUGGUGGGAAAAGACUAGAGAAAUCAGAUCAUAAUAAGAUAAAACCUGGUGAUAACUGUAAUGUUCAGGAAAAUACAGAACAGUCUAAGGGAGAUAAUCUAGUGUCAACAUCGCAAGUUCAGGACAAUAAUCUGCAUACCGACCAAGAAAAGGAAAAAGGCAAAAAUUCCACCAGGGAGAAGUCAUCAAAUCUACAGAAUGCAACUGUUACCAGUUUACAAAGCAUUGGAGAUUCCAGUUUUCUGGAUACUACAAACACACUUGAAGGCAGCUCCACUGCUUUUUGCACAGGUGAUAUGGAUUGUUCUAGACAGAAUGUUGAGGAAGGCAACACAAUAGAUUAGGUCGGACAAAUCUAACAGGAUUUUAUAGAAAUCCAGAAAGGCACAAUAUUUCAUAGCUUAAUAAGGUGAUUUCUUAAAUUUCUGAUAUCUUCAUAUCUUGAAUGAUACAUUGUUGUGUAGAUAAACAGUUCACAUUCACAUUUGCUCAUUUUUUUUGAAAGUCAAAUAAAUUUUGAAAUCAUUUAAAAAAGAAAUAUUGUAUUAAUUUCAAGUAGAAAUUUCCUCUGUUUGAAAAGAACUUGCAGAUUUCAAUUAAAAGUGAUUUCUGAAGGCAAACAAUAUAUUUACCAUAACUAAGGUAUGAAACAAACAAAUCCAUGAGUUUUGAUUUUAAGCAAUCAUAUCUUGACAAACUUUAUCAAAAUUUUAACGAGAGCUAUUUAAGUUAGUUUAAACAUAUUUUAUU